AUGGCAAUCAACGGCGGCGACGUCGCGUUAAACCCUCCAAGGAGGACGCUUCCGCCACGGAGAAGACUGAUUUCCGCGCCGGCGGCACGAUGGUCGCCUCCAGAAGACCGCAAGUUCAACGGAAUCGGCCACGGAGGCCCUCUCGUCAGACGCGCCUCCGCAAAAACGCCGUCGCCUCCCAUAGCGAAGAUCAUCGGCGUCCGCAAGGCUCCUGUCAAAAAAACCUACGUUCUGGCCAAGGUUUUCAGGCUCUGAAACUCUGCUUCAACUUGGAAUGACGAAAAAAAAAUGCAUUGAAAUUAAUUUACAGUUUUUUGAUCACAAUUGUUCGUUUUUUCAGCAGCAACGACAUUCUCCGCCCAGCGAUGGAAGCGACCAAUUGCACCGGUUUGGCGACAGUCCAAGAAGUGGAUCUUAUCAAAAUGAGGUGUGUUUCAGAUUUUUUUUUUCUCCGUUUUUCAUUCUUGAAAAACUCGGCAUAGCAGGAAAUUUGUGAAUUUAUGCAUGUAACAGCUCAGUUUUUGAAAUUUAGCUUUGGUUUUUUGAUAGAAAUAGGAGUUACAAAACACAUCUCGAUUUUUUAAGAAUUUUCAUUUUGAAAAUCAAAAAGAUUUCAUUUCUGAUUCUUUUUUUUUCAUUUCAUACCUGAGGUGUCGUGCUGUCAUUUUACAAGCCGGACUUCAGAAGCUAAUUUGGAAAAUUGAGCUGAUUUCAUUCCUGAUACAAAAAAUUCUCCUUUUAUUUUUUCAAAGCAUGAACUUGUGAGAUGCUGGUGCGUGAUUUGAAAUUGUGCAUGUUUGGGGUUGUUUUCGACCGCAACUUUUUUUCCCAUCCUUUUAGCCUUAUUGAAUCCUGUGCGUGUCUGUCCCUUUGCUCCGGCUCGCUUCCAUUUCUUUGCACUUUUUGUUUUUCUCUGGUCUUCCCCAUCAUUUUGGAAAAAAAUCCUUCCUUUUCAAAAUUGUCUUUUGGGGCUUUGAAAAUCGUUUCAUUUUUGAUUUCUUUCUGAAGGAAAGCUUGUUCAAUCGAUUUUACAGCAACCACUACAAAAACGUUGAUAAUGGUUCUCAUACCUUCAGUUUCAUGGAUCAUUUUUUGGGCGUUCAGAAAAGUUUCACUUUUUUAAAGGAAAACUCUGAGAGAGAAAAUUGUGUUUCGUUAUUAGAUGGAACAUAUCCUUCAAUCAGUAUUUAUAGCAAAGGCUCGACAAAAAAAGUUUUGAUCAAUUUUCAUGGUUGUAAGGAAUACAAAAUAAAAAAAUUCAGCCUGCUGUCCAUAAAUCUUGAAAUUAUUUUGACGCAAAAACAUUCUCAAGAUUAAUAGUUUCUCAGUGGCAGAGUUGUUUUAGCGCGCAUUCCUUUUAUCAAAACAUCUAUCUUUGGUGUGUUCUGGGUCAUCAUGAUCCUCUCCCCACGCCCCAACUCGACGUCGCUCUGAUUUUUCUCUUGGAACAGGACUGAAAAUCGACAUUUUCUUCCUUCAUUUUUCUCCCCCUUUUUGGCGUUUUGUCACACGUCUCGAGUAUUAUCUAUCGAUUUGAUCUUUGCACAGAUAUUUGGCCGUCGUUUCCCCAAUUGGGUGUGAUUUGUUUUGAGAAAGUUCGUCUAGCGUCUGCAUUGGCUACUUUUUCUUGAAACAAAACUUUUCGAAUGAACUUUGGACAUUUUUACUUCAUUUUUUGUUCUCAUUAACUUAGAUUAAGGACAUAUCAUUCUUAAAUUGAACAGGGGCAGUUAUUCUGAGGAAAUUCUUUGUUUAACUUUUUUUGAAAAAAAUUUUUUUGAAGUCUUUUUUUACAAAAUAAGUGUCGGUGUUCGAAAAUCCAUUGUUGCCAGACUUUUGAAUCAAAUUCAGCCUUUUGUUUCUUAUUUUUUCUCCUUUUCUUGUCAAGUCGCAGCUGGAAGUGUCUCAUCUUCCAAGUUUCUUUGGUUUUCCUCUUUACGCAGUUCAAGUGCCGCGCCAGCUGUUAUUUGGGCUCAACUCGACGUCUCGAUGUGAAAAAUUUAAACCUCAUUUCUCUAUUUUGUCGGCUUUUUCUUCUCCCUUCAACCUUCUGGAUAUCAAUUAGGGGUUGGCUUUUUCGAAACGUUUGGUUUAAAUGGCGUCGAUUGCAUGGCUUUUUUUGUGGAAUGGAAUGCUUUUGUAGUUCUUUUCUGCUGAAUAACUGUUUUAGCACUCAUAAGAGUUACUUACUAAUUUUUUUAUAAAAAGGUUUUUUUGGCAUGGAGAAAAAUUUUUUUAAAUAAUUAACUUCAUGCUUUUUCUAGAACGCGAAGCACGUGAUUUUGAAGCACAGGACAGAAUCUAUUUUUCUAACAUAUUCCGUCCGGUACUGCAACUUGUGAAGCUUUUUAUUAGUUUAUAUUUUUCGAAUUUAUCGCUAAAUAGCUGAUUUCUGAGAAUGAAGCCGAUAGGGGAGAUAAGAGCAGGGAUCAACGGGAUUUUUAGUUACAGAUGCUCGACGACCUGAUCAUUGAUGAAAUUCUUUCGCUCGAAGACGAGCAACGGCGAAAUGGCCGCCCGGUCAGUCGUUUCGGCUUCUUUCCGCCUUCUUUUUGAGUUCUCUCAAUGGUUCUAACAUCAAAAACUGUCGUUUCUCUCACUUCAAUAGACAUUUCUUCCUUAUCGGAAGUUUUUAUGUCAAGUUCCGUCAAACAUUUUGUGCUAUCAAAGUGAAUAAAAGUAGGAAAAUCGCAAAUUCGCCCAGUCCUCAACGUUCUUGUGCAUCAGAUCGUGUAAGGUUUCUUUGUAUAAGUUGAGAAAUGGAGGAAGGAAAUAUCAUAUUUUUUUUUUCCAAGGAGUCAGAUGAGACUGAAUUAAUAAGACAAGUUUCGCAAUGUGGGUUGAUAGAGAAAGAAAGGAAAUUUUUUAUUCUUUAUUUUGUAGGAAGAACGAGCCAGACAGAAAUGAACAGUGUUAUCAAUUCUAAAAAGAAUAUAAGAUUAUUGCGUUAAUUUGAAAAGAAAAACCAGUUUUUACGACCUCUGUCCUCUGAUUUUCAGCCCUUAUUGGUUCAAAAAGCUCAUUGAAACUUCUUAUCUUCUUAUUGAUCUGAUGUUCAUCUUUUUCUUUCUUUGAGGUUCUUAGAACUCGACCUCAUUCAUAUAUUUUCCUUUUUCUCAAACUUUUUUUAAAAUUCUAUUCUUUCUGAUCAUGAAAAAAUUCUGAUUUUCUCUUUGCAGAUGUCGGUCGGCUUCUCCGACAACCAGCCGACUGGUCCGAUGUCCAUGGCCCGACCGAUUCCUGGUUCCUCUGGCGGAUCUGGUCACUCUGGAAGUCCUAUCACCAUUGGAAAUUCUCUCGGCAACAACUUCCGACAGGUUCGAUUUGAGUUCGUUCAUGGGAAAAAAUUCUUCUUUAAGGUGGUUUCAAGCUCUGCGCCAACGAGUUCCAUCGACAUCGAACAGAUGAUGUCCCAAGACGGAGAUGAUUAUUACAGAGACCGAAGGAAGAAAGAUAUUCACAACAUGAGUGAGUUCCACGAAUCUCUUCGAGAAACGCUCGAAAUCAACGACUUUUGGAAGAAAAGUUAAAUGAACGGUUUUCUCUAAAGAGCAGAUGUUUUUACUGACCUCUAAAUGGUCAGUGAAAACAUCUGCUCUUUCCUCAGUAACAAAUACAUUGUUAUGAAGAAGUUCCAAAAGUGAAGAAUGCGCUUUUUGGCAUGAAAUAGUAAGUCAAUCUACGUGUCUUAUUAUCACUCCGUUCUUGAAUAAAAAAAAUUCCAGUUGAAAUUUUUUCCUUAAUGUUCCCUUAAGGAGGGGCGAUAAUUUAUUUGCCCUCCGCUAGGUCGGAUAAAGAUAAUUUAAAAAAAGAAUUGAUUAAAAUUCCUCCAAAAAAAUCCUCCGAAAGAUGUAUUCUACAGUUGAACGACGACGACGCUACAACAUCAACGACCGGAUCAAGGAGCUGGGCCAGAUGUUGCCGAAGGCGUCGGCAGAGUAAGUGACCCCCGUAUCGUGACCGCCUCAUUAACCCGCAGUUCGAUAAACAGGGACAUGAAGUUGAACAAGGGGACGAUUCUGAAGGCGUCCUGCGACUACAUCCGACUCCUGCAGAAAGACCGCGAGACCAUGUUACGGCAACAGCAGCACACCAAGUCCCUCGAGAACACGGCCAAGCAGUACGCCGACCGCGUCAAGGAACUCGAGGACAUGCUUUCCCGCCAGGGCAUCCAAGUACGUUUCUCUUCUUGCUUAAAAUACAAAUCGAAAACUAAUUUCCCAAUAAAGAGCUGAUGACUUCAAAAAAAAUUUCAGUCAUGAAAUGUCUUUUUUUGAGCGCAAACCAUGUGAUGUUUGAAUUUUCAUCAACAUUGGUUUUUUUUAAAUUGUGCUUUCUUUAUUUUUGAAAAUGGUUUUUUGCUGUCAACCAGUUGAAUAUAUUUUUGGCGAAUUUGUGACGUAAAGACUCCUUUUUUGUACGAAAUCUCUUUAGGAAACUUGAAUUUCGUUACACGUAUUUGAAUGCCCGACGAGAAAUUUUUCCUUUCUGCUUAUAUCAAAAAAAUAUUUUUCAUACUAGGGUUUUUUUGAACAAAUCAUUUUCAUCAGAGCAUUAUUUGUUCCUCAACCGAAACUUUGUCGUCUUUUAUGGUCUUCUUUGAUUUUGUCGCUCAAAAAUUAUGAGAAAUACGAAAAAUAACUUGAUUUUUCAAUUGUAAAGAAAGAAUUGUGCAGAUUUUCCGAAUGAUGGUUUGAAAUAAACCUUUUGAAAAUCAUUUUUCCGCCAAAAUCUCGUGGGUUUCAGCUGCCACAAGCGCACUUGCCGCCGCUGCCCCGAAUGACGGACCGGCCGAUCAAGCAGGAGCUGGACGACCAGUCGCCGACCAACCAGACGCCCUCCGGCUCCUUUGUCAGUUCUUUUCUCGCUCCUUUCGUCGCCGAGUGCGUGACUCGCGUGUCGCCGUCGCAACCCGCUGAGGAUUUCCGAUUUCAGUCCUCGGGCUUUCUCUCGGAAGUGACCAACAACACGGCCGCCAUGCAGAUCACCUCGCCCCACGGUCCCAGAAGCUUCCUCAACUCGGCCGGCUCCGACAGCUACUUCUCCGUCGGCUCCAACAGCCCCCCUGAAUACAGUUCGUUUUCGGAUCCUUCAUUUUGAAACCAUAUUUCGAAAAUUUAUGUUAGCAGGCUAGAGAAUAAAAUAACUGGGAAAAUGGACUCACAAUACAUGAAGAUAGGGCUCCACUAAAAAUAACUUAAAUUUCUCCAUGUUUUUGUUGAAUGAAGAAAAACGGAUUUUAAUCUCAAACAGCGGAUAGAAAGAUAUUUCUAGUAGUAUUAAACUCUGCGUAGAAUUAUGAAUAAUAAUAAAAGAGUUUGGGAAAUAUUAAAGAAAAAAACUAAGGGUUGAAAAAUUAUUGGUUUCUAAAAUCUAAUAAUUGAAUUACUUCGGUAAAAUUGAUAAAAAAAUAGUAACUGAGUUCAAGUUUGAUCGACUAUGAAAAAAAGGCUGAUUUUUUUGCCAAGAUUUAUUAGAUAUUUUUCAGCUCAAAAUAACUGGAAAUUGCCGCAUCAAAACUUUCCCGAUCUGAUGAUGGAGGAUAUCAACACCAUGCAGGUAAGCAACUUCUAUAAAGAAUAUUGAAGAACAAUUGAAGUUGAAUGAUUUCUCAUUCUUUUUUUUGCUUUGAAACAUGGAAGACAAUUUCAAGUUGAAUUUAUUGGGUUGAUCGGUUUGAAAUGAACGGUAGUGAUGUAGUUUAUCUUGCUAUGAAAAAAUGAUAAAUUUAGAAAGAGUAUUCAUUAAUGGAGAGUAUGACCUUUGAACGACGUUCGUUCGGAAAUGUCUUCCUGGCUUGGGAAGGAAAUAUGAAUCGAUAAACCCAACGCUCAAUUCUAACCCGAUUCAUGGAGACGGACUAACGUGAAGUUGUUCCAGGGCACCCCUUUGCUCAACGGCGGAGACCCGCUGAUUUCGGCGGCCGGAGCUCAUCCUUCGCCGCACCUCGUCGCCAGCCAAAUGUCUCCGGACAUCCAGUGGGACGGCGCCGGAUUCAGUCCGGACGCCGGUCAGACCUCCUCCAACAUCCAUCAUCACAUGGAGUACUCUUAA
Molecule: messenger RNA, 6054 nt
Organism: Caenorhabditis auriculariae
Lineage: Eukaryota; Metazoa; Nematoda; Chromadorea; Rhabditida; Rhabditidae
Source: the annotation of a GenBank genome assembly